GGGCGGCGUGAUACUGGCGCCCGGGCGGAGGGUGAUGAGGCCCCGCGACUCGCUGACGCCAGGCCGCAUCACGCCGCCGUGAGGAGGAGAGAGCCAGCUUGCUGCUUCCACACACGUUCAAGAAUAUCUGAGGAAUAUCCCCCGCAAAACUCCGCAGCGAUUCUCCCCUGAAGCUGGACUUCACCCCGCCACUCCGACCUUCUUUCGCCCCAGCGGAGAAGGCGGGCGUGAGGGCAGCCCCGGCCAUCAUGAACGUCACUUCGCUCUUCUCCUUCACCAGCCCGGCCGUCAAGCGCCUGCUGGGCUGGAAGCAGGGCGACGAGGAGGAGAAGUGGGCCGAGAAGGCGGUGGACGCCCUAGUGAAGAAACUGAAGAAGAAGAAGGGCGCCAUGGAGGAACUGGAGCGCGCGCUGAGCUGCCCCGGCCAGCCCAGCAGCUGCGUCACCAUCCCCCGCUCCCUGGACGGACGGCUGCAGGUGUCCCACAGGAAAGGCCUGCCUCACGUCAUCUAUUGUCGCGUGUGGCGCUGGCCCGACCUGCAGUCCCACCACGAGCUCAAGGCGCUGGAGUGCUGCGAGUAUCCCUUCGGCUCCAAGCAGAAGGACGUGUGCAUCAAUCCCUACCAUUACAAACGUGUCGACAGCCCAGUGCUACCCCCCGUGUUGGUACCGCGCAACAGCGAGUUCAACGCCAAGCACACGAUGCUACCUCGCUUCCGCAACCCGCUGCAGCAGAACGAGCCGCACAUGCCCCAGAACGCCACCUUCCCCGAGUCCUUCGCCAAUCCCGUGCCCUUCCCGCAUUCGCCUGGAAACAGCUUCCCGAGCUCACCGGGCGGGGGCAGCAACGCCACCUUCCCGCAUUCACCAUCCAGUUCAGACCCUGGCAGCCCGUUCCAGAUGCCGGAGACGCCGCCGCCUGCCUACAUGCCCCCAGAGGAGCAGAUGACUCAAGACUGCCCCCUGCCGAUGGACACCAAUCUCAUGGUGCCACCUUUGCCUAUCGAGACGAACAACCGAGCAGAUGUGCAGCCCGUGGCCUACGAGGAGCCCAAGCACUGGUGCUCCAUUGUUUAUUACGAGCUCAACAACCGCGUCGGCGAGGCAUUCCAGGCCUCGUCCACCAGCGUGCUUGUCGACGGCUUCACGGAUCCCUCCAACAACCGCAACCGCUUUUGCCUCGGCCUGCUAUCCAACGUCAACCGCAACUCCACCAUCGAGAACACCCGACGGCACAUCGGCAAAGGCGUCCACUUGUAUUACGUCGGUGGCGAGGUUUACGCAGAGUGCCUGAGCGACAGCAGCAUCUUCGUCCAGAGUCGCAACUGCAACUACCACCACGGCUUCCAUCCCACCACCGUGUGCAAGAUUCCCAGCGGCUGUAGCCUGAAGAUCUUUAACAACCAGGAGUUCGCCGAGCUGCUCGCCCAGUCCGUCAACCACGGCUUCGAGGCCGUCUACGAGCUCACCAAGAUGUGCACCAUCCGCAUGAGCUUUGUCAAGGGCUGGGGAGCCGAGUACCACCGCCAGGAUGUGACCAGCACCCCCUGCUGGAUCGAGAUCCACCUCCACGGCCCCCUCCAGUGGUUGGACAAGGUCCUAACGCAGAUGGGUUCUCCCCACAACCCCAUAUCGUCCGUGUCCUAGACCUCCCUCAGGGUCAGCCCAAUGUUUUUUGUUUUUUUUUUUGUUUUUUGGGGGGGGGGGGCCCAAGUAGCAAGACGAACAGAUCCCAGAUCGGUUGACUCUUAUUGCCUCGUUAGAUAAAUUGUCUGAUUGAAGCACAAGCGGCUGAUCUGGGAUCUGUCAAUUCCAUGGGUUUUCUACUUGAAGGACAUGUGAAGUGGGCACAUACACAGACUGGGAGAGGAGUGAGCAAAGAGAGCAUGAUGCAUCUGGAAGAAACUUGAUCUUUGUGACCAACACUAAUAAUCCAACCGUCACACUCUUGGGGAGCGCAGGCGUCCCCAAACUGGUCUCCUUUUUAAUUUUGUUUUCUUCCUGUCGCUUUGCAUUCCCGCAUCCACAUACUCCCUCCGACAUCCACGUUUUAAAACCGGUUACCACCAAGCCGCCGCGGUCAUCUCAGCGUUGUCGUUUGCCGUUGUCAAGUUGUGACAGUGAGACAAGACGCUUUGACUUCUUUGCCAGAAGACGAAAGGCUGGAUUCCCGCCACAGCUGUCUUUUUUCGUGGCCUUCGUUGUUCCUCUUGAAGGCGAGUUGCACAUGGCUCCACACAAAGUAUGUUGUACCGUAUUAUUUUUAUGAAACCACAAGAUGGCUUGACGGCCAUGGAUGAAGAUGGUCGCUAAAUAGAAAGGAAGUGGGCGAGAACAAAGUCCAGAGUGGAAAUCUGCUUCGCCCCCAUUCGCUGGCUGUAGCGGCCGCGCUACUAACAUCGGGUGCCCUUUGGCAGAGACUGCACGCGUGGCUGUUUCAUCCACAGGUACAUAUGUGAAUGAUAAAUAUUGUUAUGUAUUGUUGUAAAACAGAGUCACCGUUGUAGCAUUGUGUCAGUAGUGCGCGUUUCAAACUGGGGGGGACUCCGAAUUCUGACGCUCAAGACAGCGCUAAAUACAAAGCAACAUGCUUUCUUUUACGGUAUCGGUAUCAAGAAAAGCUUCAUUUACACAGAGGUUCCCCGUAAAAACCCUGGCAUUCACCCUCCUUUGCCUUUCAUAGCGAACCCAGCCAAGCAGGAUAUGGCUGCCUCGCACCAACUGGACAGUAACAACGGUCUAAUGUGAUGUACAACAUCUGCACAGCGACAAUUGCUUUCAACACAAAAGGCCAACUCAGGUUUUACCAUUCCAAGCUGUCUGAACCAAACUGUCCCACUUGGUGGAACCGUGCUUCCAUAAAUGCGUUGUAACUAUAAAUUCUGGGGCGACAUUCCAGGUCUCUGGAAUUGCAGUCGGUCGGACCUUACACUGCAAAGACAUUGGCGUCGAAUUUCCUCCUGGCAUGGAAGGAGACUCCAAGGGUGAUCUGUAUGAAAUUUCAAUCACUCAAGAGGAUAUUUGGGAAAUUUAGGGGUGGAGUGGAGGUAGUGGGCGUGUGGGGGAGGUGUGGCAGGUGGUUUAUUUCACGAAAAAAAAUGCAGUUCUGCCAAUAAUUUAAAUGUUGCUCAUCAUGUUUUACACUAAUGUUUUACCCCAUGGACUUAGGUUCAAAUAGUGUUUUUUUUUUUGUUCACGUUUAGACUAUGGUGCUGUGUUGUCUGUUUUUGGCCAUGCGUAGUUUGGUUUCUGGAAGCAUAAGUACAAAAGUAAAGACGCAUCAUGGACUGAUGUUUUCAAUGACUGUUACAUGAAAAUAUUCCAUUUUAAUUCAAUACACAAAAGUGUCCACCCAUAUCAUUUAAAAAAAAUAAAAUACUCUGUUCUUACUUUGUUUGACAAUGUUGUACUCCUGACAUUCUUUUUUUAUUUUGUAUUUUUGUCUGCACUAUUCACAUGUUGACUCUUUCCUUUUUUUUUUUUUGGUAUGGUCAAACUCCUCAUAAAGCCGUUUUAUUCCAUGAAUAUUAAAAGACUAGUGGGGAAUGAAAAAAUCAUUUCUUUCA
Hippocampus comes (tiger tail seahorse) is the source of this 3565-nucleotide messenger RNA. RefSeq names its product SMAD family member 1 (gene smad1). Gene Ontology annotation, cellular component: heteromeric SMAD protein complex. Gene Ontology annotation, molecular function: I-SMAD binding; DNA-binding transcription factor activity, RNA polymerase II-specific; RNA polymerase II cis-regulatory region sequence-specific DNA binding. The transcript has 7 exons. The record is from RefSeq and is a predicted model, not a curated record. The coding region runs from base 249 to 1646 and encodes 465 amino acids. NCBI's taxonomy places the organism in Eukaryota, Metazoa, Chordata, Actinopteri, Syngnathiformes, Syngnathidae. Gene Ontology annotation, biological process: anatomical structure morphogenesis; cell differentiation; SMAD protein signal transduction.